UAAGGCGCCACAACUCAAGGUAUGCCCUCGCUGUCCGCGUGGGACCAGCAGCGCGCUGUGCUGACGCGGCUGGCCCUGCUGCCGUGCCUUGACUUUUUCAACCCACCACCUGCGCCCAUAUAAACCGCGGCGCAGCGCUACUCUGCUCGUCAUCUCAUCCCCCUCCGCUCGCCAAAUCCUGCACCCACCAGACCCGACCGCCAGGAUGCUCAUGACCGCCGCCGCCGUCCAAAUGGACUCCGCCCACGGUCACGGGCCGCUACCCUCCUCCUCCACCUCGCCGCCGCCGCCAUGGCUCCCCGUCCUUGCCGACCGUCACCAGCUCCUCCGUGAAUUCACGGCCUCCUCCGCUCCCUCCACGACGCCCGCCACCGCCGCGCCGCCGAACCACCACCACCUCCGCACCGCCGCUACUGCAACCCGGCGCGUGGCCAAGCGCCGCCCGCGCCCGUCGCGGAAGCUGCCAACCACCUACAUCACCGCCGAUCCCGCCAGCUUCCGCCGCAUGGUGCACCAGGUCACCGGCGCCGACGACCUGCUGCCUGUGCCUCCGGAAGCCCUCUGCCGCCCGGCGCCCUACCGCGCUGGUGCCGCCGGCCCGGCCGGCGCGCUGAUGCUGCCCACGCUCGACACGUCGGCGUUCCUGCUCGGCGCGCCCGGAGUGGCCGCGCCAGCAGUGGAUCGGGCGGAGGCCGGUGGACCAGCUGGAGUGGCUUGCAACUACAGCAGCAGCUGCGGUGGCUUCCCGACCUUGGAUUCCUGGGAUGCUCUCUUCUAGCUAGUCGUUAGCGUCCAUCCAUCUCUCUCUGCCCUGAACGCGCGGUGGUGUUUCUGCCAGCGUGAGCUAGAGGCGAAACAGAGACGAUGAUGUCAUGGUGAUGACAUCCACCGACAAGCAUGCAAUUUCUUUGAUCAGUCUCGCUUGUUAACAUGAGCUUGUUGCAGAAGUAAGCAUCAUCAGUGUGUAGUUGGCAAUUGCUCAUUAAUUUGGUGAUCGAUUCUCCUCAGCUAGUAUGUGCCGCUUGGCACUUCUCCGAAUCCUUUCUCUCUGCCUCAAAAUGGGAAGAAGAAAACACGACGAGGAGCAGCUCUCGUUUGGUUGCCUGCUUCCAUUUCCAUCCUCA
Molecule: messenger RNA, 1124 nt
Organism: Panicum hallii
Lineage: Eukaryota; Viridiplantae; Streptophyta; Magnoliopsida; Poales; Poaceae
Product: calmodulin-binding protein 25-like
Exons: 1
Coding region: 206-778 (190 amino acids)
Biological process (GO): response to osmotic stress
Cellular component (GO): nucleus
Molecular function (GO): calmodulin binding
Source: RefSeq, a predicted model, not a curated record